Gracilinanus agilis (Agile Gracile Mouse Opossum) is the source of this 1681-nucleotide messenger RNA. RefSeq names its product major facilitator superfamily domain containing 5 (gene SLC61A1). The coding region runs from base 96 to 1448 and encodes 450 amino acids. The transcript has a single exon. Gene Ontology annotation, cellular component: membrane. Gene Ontology annotation, molecular function: molybdate ion transmembrane transporter activity. Lineage: Eukaryota; Metazoa; Chordata; Mammalia; Didelphimorphia; Didelphidae. The record is from RefSeq and is a predicted model, not a curated record. Gene Ontology annotation, biological process: molybdate ion transport.
CCUACCCACCCAGGCCCUUGGCAGUGCCAGCUGGGCUCUGGGUGUGACCCCAGCCCCUCUUCUCUGUCUUCCCUAGGUCAGCCCGGGGGCCCGCCAUGCUGGUGCCGGCCUACCUCGCCUUCGCCCUGCUCCUGGCUGCCUGCCUGGGGCUGGAGCUGUCGGGAUGCAGGGCCAAACCUAUGAGCAGGGCCUGCUGUAACCCUUCUUUCCUUAGAUUUCAACUUGACUUCUACCAGGUCUACUUCCUGGCCCUGGCAGCAGACUGGCUGCAGGCUCCGUACCUCUAUAAGCUCUACCAGCAUUAUCACUUCUUGGAGGGCCAGAUUGCCAUCCUUUAUGUCUGUGGCCUGGCCUCCACUGUUCUCUUUGGCCUUGUGGCCUCCUCCCUGGUGGACUGGCUGGGCAGAAAGAAAUCCUGUGUCCUCUUCUCCCUCACUUACUCCCUUUGCUGCAUGACCAAGCUCUCCCAGGACUACUUCAUACUCCUUGUGGGCCGGGCUCUAGGUGGGCUGUCCACAGCCCUGCUCUUUUCAGCUUUUGAGUCGUGGUAUAUCCAUGAACAUGUUGCACGUCAUGAUUUCCCACCCGAGUGGAUCCCUGCCACCUUUGCCCGGGCUGCUUUUUGGAACCAUGUACUGGCCGUAGCAGCUGGUGUAGCAGCUGAGAUUGUAGCCAGCUGGCUAGGGCUUGGACCUGUGGCUCCUUUUGUGGCUGCCAUCCCUCUCCUAGCUCUGGCUGGCAUCUUGGCCCUGUGUAACUGGGGAGAAAAUUAUGACCGGCAGCGAGCAUUCUUGAGGACCUGCGGAGGGGGUCUUCGUUGCCUUCUAUCAGACCGACGGGUGCUGCUGCUUGGUACCAUUCAAGCUCUAUUUGAAAGUGUUGUGUUCAUCUUUAUCUUCCUCUGGACACCUGUUCUAGAUCCCCAUGGAGCACCACUAGGUAUCGUCUUCUCCAGUUUUAUGGCAGCCAGCCUGUUGGGCUCUUCCCUGUAUCGAAUAGCAACCUCCAAGAGGUACCACCUUCAACCCAUGCACUUGUUAUCUCUUGCUGUCCUCAUCGUUGUUUUUUCCCUCUUCAUGUUGACUUUCUCCACUAGUCCAGGCCAGGAGAGCCCAGUGGAGUCAUUUGUUGCCUUCCUGCUCAUAGAGCUGGCCUGUGGUUUGUACUUUCCCAGUAUGAGCUUCCUACGAAGAAAAGUAAUCCCUGAGAUGGAACAGGCUGGAGUGCUUAACUGGUUCCGAGUCCCCUUGCACCUGCUAGCCUGCUUGGGACUCCUUGUUCUCCAUGACAGUGAUCGAAAAACAGGUACUCGGAACAUGUUUAGCAUCUGCUCAGCUGUCAUGGUCAUGGCUCUACUUGCUGUAGUGGGGCUCUUCACUGUUGUGAGACAUGAUGCUGAGUUGAGGGUGCCACCACCUGCUGGGGAGCCCUAUGCCCCAGAACUCUGACCUAGACCUAGGACAGCCUGAACUCUUGAAUCCCACCCCCAGUGGGUGUACAUAUCUCCCUUUCCCCCCUGGAUUGCCAUCUUUUCCUCCACACUGGUUGACUUGGGACUACGUUCCCUGCCAUUUGCUCUGGGCAGAGGGGAAGAAAGGGAUGAAAUGGACUUGAAAAGAGGUGGCUGAAGAGGGCCUCUGUGUUACUUCUCAUCAAGACAAAAAACCCGUUUUAAAAUAAA